GGCGGCCCGGCUAUGUGACAAGGUUCGGUUUUCCCCGCAGCCUCGGAGCGGAUUUUAGAGUCAGAGUUUCGGUGAUGCGUUGACACCGAGGCCUGAUCCGAGGCGUACGUUUAAAGGCCCAGGCCCCACUGGUGUGCAUUCCCGAGCGGUUAUACGAGCAAGCAGACACCCCACCACCACCGCUACCACCAUCAUCAUCACCACCACCACCUCCUCCACCACCAACGAACGAACUUUACUCGACAGCUCCAGCCAAAUACCACAUUCAAUCUUCGACUUCAUCAUAAACACAGAAUUGACGAUAUGGCCUCACCACUUUUCAACACAAUAGACGAGACCAUCGCCGCCUUCGCCGCCGGCAAUUUCAUCGUAGUCCUCGACUCCGCCGACCGCGAGAAUGAAGGCGACCUUCUCAUAGCCGCGGAAGACCUGACGACAGAGAAGAUGGCGUUUAUGGUCCGCUGGACGAGCGGCCUGAUCUGCACCCCGCUCUCCCCCGCCCUCAUCACCAAGUACAGCCUCCAACAGAUGGUCGUAAACAACCAAGAGCCGCACGCGACCGCGUUCACCGUGAGCGUCGAUGCGCGGGACCCGACCAUCAGCACCGGCAUAUCCGCAUACGACCGCGCGCUCACCGCAAGGAAGCUGGCGGAUCCCAACGCUACCGCGGCGGAUUUCAGGAGUCCCGGACACAUGUUUCCGCUGCGCGCGGUCGAUGGCGGAGUGAGGGAGCGGAGGGGUCAUACUGAGGCUGCGGUCGAGUUUGCGAGAUUGUCAGGGAAGAACCAGGCUGUUUCGAUAUGUGAGCUCGUGAAGGAGGAUGAUGGGCUGAUGAUGAGGCGGGAUGAAUGCCUGGAGUUUGGUAAGAGGUGGGGGCUCAAGGUGUGUACCAUUGAGCAACUGGUGGAGUACAUAGAGAAGAAGGAGGGAAAAUAGGCGGUGUUUCUGUGCAUUGGACGAGAGUUUUGUAGAUAUAAACCGAUCUCUUGUUUUGCUGGGGUUUGUUUUGAUAUGGAAUGCACGAGGUAGACUCGAUUACGCACUCCCCUCCGUGUUAUAUGGUACG
Messenger RNA from Tricharina praecox, 1066 nucleotides. Its product is annotated as 3,4-dihydroxy-2-butanone 4-phosphate synthase. The coding region runs from base 304 to 936 and encodes 210 amino acids. Gene Ontology annotation, biological process: aerobic respiration; riboflavin biosynthetic process. Gene Ontology annotation, molecular function: 3,4-dihydroxy-2-butanone-4-phosphate synthase activity. The transcript has 2 exons. NCBI's taxonomy places the organism in Eukaryota, Fungi, Ascomycota, Pezizomycetes, Pezizales, Pyronemataceae. The record is from RefSeq and is a predicted model, not a curated record. Gene Ontology annotation, cellular component: cytosol; mitochondrial intermembrane space.